CCGGAUGAUGAGAAGCUAGGGUAAAGAUGGCUGCGGUUAUCACACUGAGAGGUUCAUUCACUCUUGUGAGGCGUUUGGCGUCUGCGCACCAGUUCAAACGGUACUGCUCACGGAUUCGGCCGACCCGUCUCGAGCGACCGCCGCAUGCCUACUCCAUCACAAUCCCGACGCAGCACCGAUACUUUCGAUCCAGUUGUGCGGCGGCUGGACCGGUCUUGCAGUUUAAACUGUCAGACAUCGGGGAGGGCAUUCGGGAAGUAACCGUAAAGGAAUGGUAUGUGAAGGAGGGAGACAAGGUGUCUCAGUUCGACAGCAUAUGUGAGGUCCAGAGUGACAAAGCUUCAGUCACAAUCACCAGUCGAUACGAUGGUAUCAUACGCAAGAUCUACUACGACAUCGAUGCCACAGCGCUCGUGGGAAUGCCGCUGGUUGACAUAGAAACCGAGGGUGGACCAGAUGUAGCUCACGAGGAGGACGUUUUAGAGACUCCUGCCAUGUCGCACGAGGAACACACACACCAGGAAAUCAGAGGCCACAAGACGCACGCCACACCUGCAGUGAGACGCCUGGCCAUGGAGAACAAUAUUAAGCUCAGUGAGGUGGUAGGCACGGGGAGGGACGGCCGCAUCCUGAAGGAGGACAUCCUCAACUACCUCGCCAAGCAGACGGGCGCCAUCCUUCCCCCCUCGCCAUUCCACGAGAUCCAGCCACCGCCCCCUGGCGCCACCGCUGCUGCCCCCAAACCCAAAGAGAAGGCGCCCCCCCAGCCCGUGCCUCCCCCCGCCAUGCCCAGACCCGUCUUCACCGGGAAGGACCGCACAGAACCACUCAAAGGAUUUCACAAGGCCAUGGUGAAGACGAUGACUGCUGCGCUAAAGAUACCCCACUUCGGUUACUGUGACGAGGUCGACUUGACACAGCUAGUGCGACUGAGGGCGGAGCUUAAGGGAGUCGCUGAAGCCCGUGGCGUCAAACUCAGCUUCAUGCCCUUCUUCAUCAAGGCAGCAUCUCUGGGCCUCCUUCACUAUCCCAUCCUCAACGCGUCUCUGGACGAAGCCUGCCAGAAUAUCACAUACAAGGCAUCCCAUAAUGUGGGUGUAGCCAUGGACACGCUUCAGGGGCUCCUGGUGCCCAACGUCAAGAACGUGCAGAUGCUGAGUGUGUUUGAGAUUGCCACCGAACUCAACCGCCUGCAGAACCUGGGAACCGCGGGACAGCUGGGUGCCGCUGACCUCACCGGCGGAACCUUCACGCUCUCCAACAUCGGCUCCAUCGGAGGCACCUAUGCAAAACCAGUCAUCCUGCCACCAGAGGUGGCUAUUGGAGCUCUGGGGAAAGCUCAGGUGCUGCCCCGGUUUAACGCUAAGGACGAGGUGGUAAAGGCCCACAUCAUGAACGUCAGCUGGUCAGCGGACCACCGCAUCAUCGACGGGGCCACCAUGUGCCGCUUCUCCAACCUGUGGAAGUCCUACCUGGAGAACCCGGCUGCCAUGGUUCUGGACCUUAAAUAAGGAACUCUCCACCCUCCCCCCACCCACCCAGCCUGCGUCAGCCGCACCCCACCUGUGACGUGUGUGAGAAAUGUACCUGACUGAGGGCUGAUGCAUGGUUGCCCCCCCCUCUCAACCCACCUCAUCCACCCACACCCCCUUAGCUGUACGGACGGCUGCACAGACAGAGACACUGGUCCUCUCCCAGCAUGGGGGCAUCUCCUCUCUAACGGUCUUUAGUAGGUCUUGGUGUGCUGCUCUGGUGGUGGAAGGUGCCUCUCCCCCUGCUGCCUUGCUGACAUAGAUGUGGUUGAUUGGUUGCACCUCCGAGAGCAUGUGGAUAUCCUGGAUGUGAGGAGCUCUGUAACUAACACACACACCCCGACACACACACACACACUACACAGCUCAUACAUAUCCACUGAGGCUCCUGUGUUCGUAUAAGCUGUCUUCAUCACACCUGAGCUGCUGUCUCCAGGUCAGAUGUUUCCCUGGUGACACAUGCCAGGUCUGGGCCUAUGCUGUUACAGAGCCCUCUCCUCUCCUCAUAAAGCAGCUCAACUGGAGAAUCCAGGCCGGGUGCCCAGAAUGUUCAGACUGUUUUCGAAGGUAAAAAUGGUUCUUGCCUUGUUCCGCAAACCGCGAAGGUUAUCUCAGUUGCCCUUUGGUAAGGAUUUUGGUUUGGCAGAAGCCUGAAGUCAGUCAGCUUCACAGUAGUCCCCCCUCUUACCGGAUGUUUUGCCAGUAGCAGUGGUUUCCCAUGAAAUAAGAUGUCAUGUAGAGCAGCUUUUAAAGGAACCACUCACUGUUAAUGAUUCCUUAGAAUAUAUACCUUCAUUAGUUCUGUUCCAGAACUCGAAUCUGUGGUAACUGGCUGGCUUUCAAGAGUUCCGCUAAUAAUUCCUCAUCAAAGUUGUUAUAAGACAAACCUUUACAGGUUCUGAUGGAGAAAAAAAUACUUCCGGAAGUGCAUCUUUUAGUUAUUGGUUUCUGUGGUGCUAAUUUUCUAGAAUGAACUGAUCUGCUUUUGUUUGCUGUCACGUGACGUCUGCAUUUGUCUUUUAAACUAUCAUCAUGUUAAUGGGUAGGAUGCCUAGCACCAUUGUUUCGCUUGACCUUUUGGGAAACUGUACUGUAACUUACCAGUGUUUAGGAGGUUAACUGCUACUGGCAGAGACCGGUAAGAUUUUUUUCGUUACUUUGCUGCAAUGGUCACUGGUGUGUGUUAUUUCCUUAUUUGUGUGAAUGAGUGUCGAGCGUGAAAAACCUUUUAAUAAAGUUGAUGUGUCUGUAAUUUA
This is a messenger RNA of Alosa alosa (allis shad), 2788 nucleotides long. It is a transcript of the gene dbt, whose product is annotated as dihydrolipoamide branched chain transacylase E2. The record is from RefSeq and is a predicted model, not a curated record. The transcript is spliced from 11 exons. Bases 27 to 1511 code for a protein of 494 amino acids. Gene Ontology annotation, molecular function: acetyltransferase activity; lipoic acid binding. NCBI's taxonomy places the organism in Eukaryota, Metazoa, Chordata, Actinopteri, Clupeiformes, Clupeidae. Gene Ontology annotation, cellular component: mitochondrion; cytoplasm.